AGCGUCGCCCGUGACAAAGAUGGCUGCGGCGGCUGUCAAAGCCUAGGCUUCCCUCACCCGACGGGAUCCUACGUCAGCACCUGGCGUCUGAAAAGAUCCGGCGAAGAGAGGAGCCCUGUCGUUCAGAUGAGCCAACACGGACCUCGCGGAGGGAGGAAAAUGGUUGAGAAAGCAGAGGGUUUGAGCAUAGCUCAGCAGGUAGAGAGCCUAGAAGACAAGUUGACGCUUUGCAGGCAAGCCUUGGAAGAGGUGGAUUUUAAGCUACGCAGAGAAGAACUAACAUCUGCACGAAGAGAAUCACUGGAAAAAGAAAAAAACAUGCUAGAAACCAAGGCCGAAAUUUAUGAGAAAGAACUCAAAAUGCUUCGUCAUGAGAAUCGGAAGACUGUAGCGCUUUCAGCAGCCAUCAUACUCUUAGUGUUUGUUAUUUACACCUGCUGGACCAUGUAACAUUUAGGUGCUGAAAUCUAAUUACUAUAGACCGUGAUGAUUCUACCUCCCUUCCCAAAUUUGUGCCAAGGGUAAGAUCAGCUUUCCAUACCAACAUGCUCUGCAACUUGGACCAUCUUAGGAUAGUCCUCACAAAGAACUUCAAUAGAAAAUUAACCAAGGACAAAGGGCGGGCUGAGUUGGACCUUCCAGCUGAUGGCUAGGGAACGGGAUUAUGGGGGGCAGGUUAGUUGCACCCUGAUUGUAGAAUAGCCUUCAGAGACUGAGCUGGGGCUACUGUAUUUUUUUUAAUGGCAGGCAAUAUAUCUUUAUAGAGGCUUCUAUGUCUUUCAUUAAGUCUUUAGUCAUGUUAAAAAUGUUUUUAAUUCACAUCGUUUUGUAAGCCAGCUGACUACUAAUUGUAUUUUGUGAGCCAGUUGAGUACUUUUAUCAAACUGUAUUAAUUUUUUAAGGGAAGAAGUUACUAUAUAACUUUGCCUAUACCAUCAAUCCAAGUGAUUAUUAGUAUUUGCAUUUUGGACUGAAAUAAAAUGCAGAAAUUUAACAAU
Molecule: messenger RNA, 998 nt
Organism: Notechis scutatus (mainland tiger snake)
Lineage: Eukaryota; Metazoa; Chordata; Lepidosauria; Squamata; Elapidae
Gene: CCDC167
Product: coiled-coil domain containing 167
Source: RefSeq, a predicted model, not a curated record